AUGAAGGAACUUCUGCAACGAAUUUGUGAGUAUGAUUACAGCCAAGAUGACAGUCUUGGGGAUAAACAGAACCAGCAAGGAGGGGCGUCAAAGAAGGACACAAAAUCGACAACGUUGUUAGUGGCAACACAGAAUGGUUUGACAGAAGGGGUGAAGAGAAUCCUUGAAGUUUAUCCGGUGGCUAUUUAUGACAAAACUAACCCAAAGAAAAGAAACAUAGUCCUUUUGGCUGUGCGAAAAAGACAAACCCAUGUUUUUAAGUCGUUGAUGAAUCACCCUCUUUGGCAUUCACUCGCAGAAGCUGUGGACAUCAACAGAAAUAAUGUACUGCAAAUGGCUUCCUUUCUUCUCCAUCACAUGCCUCGGCAAAUUCAUGGAUCUGUCAUGCAAAUGCAAUAUGAAGCCCUCUGGUUUAAUUAUGUGAAAGAAAACGUGCCAGCUCACCUGGGUUCUCAGGAGAACAAAGAUGGAGACACUCCAGAUGAGAUCUUCGCAGAACAACACAAGGACCUCCUUAAGCAAAGCAACGAAUGGAUUAAGGACACUUCUGGUUCUUACGCUAUAGUUGCAGCACUUAUUGUCAGUGUCACCUACGCCACAUCGUACACUGUCCCAGGUGGCACUGAUGACAAUGGAAGACCUCACUUACGAGGCCAUCUUACAUUCGACAUCUUCGUUUUCUCCGUUCUGGUUUCCUUCUGUUCCUCUCUAACUUCCUUGGCCGCCUUCCUAGCUGUCCUCAGUUCUCGAAAGCAACCCGUCGAUUAUGUUAGAAGUUUGCCUCUGAGGCUUUGUUUUGGCUUAACUACGUUCUAUCUAUCGGUUGUCUCAAUGUUGGUCUCUUUCUGCGCUGCGCAUUUCUUUGAACUUGAUCAUCGAAUCAAGCAUAAGAUUAGCCCUUAUGCUUUGGUGUUGAUUCCACUGUGUCUGCACACUUAUGAACAGAUUCCACUGUACUGGAAUCUUCUCAGAACCACUCUUGCCAAGGAGCCUCGGCCAAGAUACGUGGGAGACAAUGUUACUAUGUAG
Neltuma alba is the source of this 1029-nucleotide messenger RNA. RefSeq lists its product as uncharacterized. NCBI's taxonomy places the organism in Eukaryota, Viridiplantae, Streptophyta, Magnoliopsida, Fabales, Fabaceae. The transcript has 3 exons. Bases 1 to 1029 code for a protein of 342 amino acids. The record is from RefSeq and is a predicted model, not a curated record. Gene Ontology annotation, cellular component: membrane.